Blepharisma stoltei is the source of this 1078-nucleotide messenger RNA. The record is from the annotation of a GenBank genome assembly. NCBI's taxonomy places the organism in Eukaryota, Ciliophora, Heterotrichea, Heterotrichida, Blepharismidae.
AUGGGGUUCUGGCUUUUUUCAAUCUAUAUGGUCAUUUCAGUGUCAUUCUUAUUUGUCCUUCUCUGUGUAAACCCUCAUGGAACUGGCCCUCUCUCAUACUUAAGCAGAUUUUUUUACGUCAAGCUUCCUGCAUUUUUUGACAGAAUCUCUCUUAAAAUUUUAGGACCUAUGGGGAAAUCAAAAAUUUCCUAUUAUGCUCUUUACAUAUUUAAUCGUCCAAAUCCCUUUUUCCAGCUAACUUAUUUAUCAUUAAGCUUAGGCGGCUAUUACAUUUUCUACGCUCAAGCUUUCCCUUUUAUCCCAAAUCCUCUAGUUCCAGCUAUUCACAUGUAUCUUGGCUCUAUAAUGUACUUAUACCAUUACCUAAUAGCUAUUUAUAAAUAAAUUUUCUAUUAAUCCUAUUUUAUAAAAUAGUAUACUGGCUUUAUGCACCUUUUUUGCAGCCUGUUGGAAAUCUCCAGGAAAAGUCACCCAAAAUAACUACAAAAAAUAUUUAAGCUUAUUCCCAUAUGACAACAUUUUAUUUAAAGAGAACUCUUGCACUACCUGCAAACUCCAAAAGCCGGCCAGAUCUAAACAUUGCUCAGUGUGCGAAGGCUGCGUUCCAAAAAUGGAUCAUCAUUGUGUCUGGAUAAACCAAUGUGUAGGCUACGGCAAUUACAAAUUUUUCCUGGCUUUUCUAUUGUCACACAGUGUUAUCUGCUUAUAUGCGUCUAUGAUCGGAUUUAUGAUAUUUGCAUAUAUAACUCUUUCAGAAAGACUUUUUACCACAGUUUUUACAGAUAGAGAAGGAAAUAGGGUAUCAGGCAGCUGGAUUGUGGUUUUUCAAUAUUUGAUACAAGAGCACCAAAAGUUAUUUUUCGCUGAAAGCUUGUGCCUUGUUGUAGGAAUUUUACUGGGAGGCUUUUUCCUAUACCACUUGCUGCUGGUGAAAAAUAAUACGACAUCAAAUGAAAGGAUGAAAAGGCUGGACUUGCAGAUUGACGACAAAAAAGCACAUUUAUUGAAUCAGCCGAAUAUUUAUAAUCGUGGUUUUUUGAAGAAUUUAGAAGAAGUUAUUGAUGCUGAGCCAUUUUAA